UUUUCAUCAGCCACAUCAAUUUGAUAUCCACCACAUAAAUCAAACAAUUAAACAGAAUCGAUAAGCCUUUCUUCCUCUACUCAAUUCUCUCUUCGACACCCCAAAUGUCAAGAACUAUGACCCCUCUCAAGCUCUAUAAAAACUACUGUCAAUCACCAUUUCUUCCCACUCCAAAGCUUCAGAAAUUAACAAAAUCCCAAACAAAAUUUUGCGUAAGCAAAGAUCAUUACAGGAAAAAAAUUAUAGUGAGAGGAAGUGUAGGGGAAGGAGAAGGAGAAGGAGAUAAGAAGAAAGAAAAGCAAACUUUCUUGACUCUAGAAGAAGCUGGCUUAGUAGAAAUAUCUGGUCUAAGUACUCAUGAGAGAUUUUUAUGCCGUUUAACGAUAUCAUCUCUGAAUUUGCUAAGAGUGAUAUCGGAGCAAGAAGGAUGUUCAAUUGAGGAGCUGAACGCUGGGAGAGUAUGUGACUGGUUCGUGAAGGAUAAGCUGAAACGGGAACAGAAUAUAGAUUCUGCAGUGCUGCAAUGGGAUGACUCUGAGUUCCAGUUUUAAACUUCAUUUCUCCAACGUUAGAAAGAUGGAUUGACAGACUUCAUCAUCUAAUUGUAUGAGCAAUUUUUAGCAAAUUUUAUUUCUCUUCUUCGUGUUUAUCUUGUUAAAUUUCCAUUAGAGACUUAAAAAUGGUAGUAAAAUAAGACAAAAAAUUAGUGGUCAA
Messenger RNA from Mangifera indica (mango), 714 nucleotides. RefSeq lists its product as uncharacterized. NCBI's taxonomy places the organism in Eukaryota, Viridiplantae, Streptophyta, Magnoliopsida, Sapindales, Anacardiaceae. The transcript has 2 exons. The record is from RefSeq and is a predicted model, not a curated record. Bases 105 to 551 code for a protein of 148 amino acids.